Messenger RNA from Cucurbita maxima (winter squash), 1818 nucleotides. Its product is annotated as pheophytinase, chloroplastic. The transcript has 6 exons. The record is from RefSeq and is a predicted model, not a curated record. Gene Ontology annotation, molecular function: pheophytinase activity. Gene Ontology annotation, biological process: chlorophyll catabolic process. Gene Ontology annotation, cellular component: chloroplast. Lineage: Eukaryota; Viridiplantae; Streptophyta; Magnoliopsida; Cucurbitales; Cucurbitaceae. The coding region runs from base 208 to 1680 and encodes 490 amino acids.
AUUUUCUGUUCUUGUCUGAUUCUUUGGCAAUCCCAAUUACUAAUUCGAUAAUCGAAGUUCCAUUAUUUUCCUGGUCUGCAGAGAAAGGCGAAGCGUCUAAGCAUCAAAUUCUUCUCACUCUUCGUUUCGCUGGAAUCUCCCGGAAACUCGGAGAAGACUGUGACCCAUGCCACUUCCCUCUCCUAACUAGAGGACAAUUUUGUAGACAUGGAGGUUCUGUCUUGUAGCUCAGUUCCAAACAUUAAUGUUCUGUUCUUGAGGUCAAACUGUGCUGGAAAAACCUUGAAUCCAAGUUUUGUAAACCUAUCUGGUUUAAGAAAACGUGAAAUCUUGUGUGUUAGAAUCAAAGCUAGAAGAAGAUUUUCUCAACCAAAGGUCCUAUGUAGUAGCUAUGGUGGCUAUGUGGUUGAUGGAGAAGGAAGUUCGGUAAGCAUAUCGGAGAGUGGCGGCGAGUCGGCGACGAAAGUUCAAAUUCCUGGUUUGCCUGAUGAAUCUAAUGGUGAAUCCAGUGCUCAAAUCAGUAGUUGUUUUUGGGAAUGGAAACCAAAACUUAGUGUUCACUAUGAAAAAGCUGGAACUGAAUAUGUGAACUCUCCACCUGUGCUUUUUCUUCCUGGUUUUGGGGUUGGUUCCUUCCACUAUGAGAAGCAACUUAAAGAUUUGGGACGUGAUUAUAGGGUAUGGGCCAUAGAUUUUCUUGGCCAGGGCAUGUCAUUACCAGUUGAAGAUCCCACUUCAUCUUCUAAGGAAGGAAAUGAAUCAAAUGGGCAAGAUUCUUCUUGGGGUUUUGGAGAUGAGACUGAACCAUGGGCAUCUGAGCUUGUUUACUCUAUUGAUUUGUGGCAGGAUCAAGUUCGCUAUUUCAUCGAACAGGUCAUUGGUGAGCCAGUCUACAUUGUGGGCAAUUCCCUUGGAGGGUUUGUGGCAUUAUACUUUGCAGCCUGCAAUCCUGAACUAGUAAAGGGUGUUACGUUGCUAAAUGCAACACCAUUCUGGGGAUUCUUUCCUAAUCCUAUAAGAUCACCAAGAUUAGCCAAAAUAUUCCCUUGGAGUGGAAAGUUUCCAUUACCAGACAGUGUGAGAAAGCUCACAAAAUUCGUUUGGCAGAAAAUAAGUGACCCCGAGAGCAUCGGAGACAUCCUCAGGCAAGUCUACGCAGAUCACACGACGAAUGUCGACAACGUGUUUUGUCGUAUCGUGGAAACAACACAGCAUCCAGCUGCAGCUGCAUCUUUUGCAUCAAUUAUGUUUGCUCCUCAGGGAAAGCUAUCAUUUUGGGAAGCUUUAUCAAGAUGCCAUACGAAUUCAGUGCCAGUUUGUCUGAUAUAUGGAAAAGAAGACCCGUGGGUGAAACCUGUUUGGGGGCUUCAGGUGAAAAGGCGAAUGCCUGAGGCUCCAUAUUAUGAGAUUAGCCCUGCUGGCCAUUGUCCCCAUGAUGAAGUCCCUGAGGUUGUGAACUUCUUACUACGUGGGUGGAUAAAGAACCUAGAGACAGAAGGCUCAGUGGCGUUGCCUCUGGUGGGGGAACCAGACAGCAUUGGAGACGGCAACGUUGUGAAGGAUUUGGAAUUUGCACGAGAAGGAUCAAAGAAGUCUGUGUCUGUCCGAUUGUACGGAUCCACUUCUUCGGUUUUGGAACGGAUAACCUCUUUAUUCAAAACUGCAACAGUCAAAGCUUAACAACUAGAAAGAAUGUUUGUUUUUGGUGCUUGUUUUUAAGCUUUGCCUUGCGUUGUAAGAAACCCAAAACAAACUCCUUUUUCCCAUUUUGUACAGAAAAGCUUAGAAAAGAAAGAGAUUGGAAAUAUGAUUACCUCA